UAAUGCGCUUUUUUUCCAAACACGUGCUUUUUUACCUGUCUCGCAAACGCCGAUGCGCUUUACAUCAACAUUCGUGUUUACAAUUUACAUUGUUGAUUAAAUCUUAUGUUUUUUGUAUUCUACACAGCACUGAGCCAUAGUGCCAUACUACUCAUUUUAUAUCUAGCGAAUAAAAUGUUUGCGAAGAAAGUUAAUCAUUGGAACUCUGCGGAUGUCAUGGUUAACGGACUCCUUCAAAGGGCCUUGUUGUCGAUAAACUGGACUCGGGAUGGGUUGUGGACUUUGGCAUCGUGGGUAAAAAGCCGGAGGUCAUCCCAUAUUGUCAUGACACCAUAUUCUUGGAUAACGGACUCAAUCGAGAGUCAUCAGGACGCAACAGGCGGCAGGCGCUGCCAGGCUGGAAUUACAAUCCGUCUGAUCAUGAAUUGCGCAGUGUCCUAUUAAAAUUAUCAUCCAGUCAAUCAUGGGCCUGGUACGACUGCAAGGUGUCGCCGGGCUCAUCUAAUCGCUAUGUACUGGUGGAAGUAUUUCAUGCGGAUGAGCGCAUUGUCACCGUCGUUGAGCGGGAUCGCCUUCGCUGCCUUCCACACACCGGGCAGUUGUUACGAAGGAAUGAUAUUCUCAAAGAAGAACUGGCGGUACCCGAGGACAUUACUGCUCUUAGUUCAGCAGUGAUAAAGUCCUGGAAAAUAUAUUUCGAUCGCACUCAUCUGAUCAAAAUUGAGAACAGUUGUGUCACCUUUCUUCAGUUACGCUACGACGAAAUGCUUGACCAAAACAAAGUGGCCGCGAUACUAAAAGAAUCGGAAACGGAAAGUUAUCGGGGCGGAUACCGAAAUGCCGCAGGCCCUCUUUACUACGGCAGCGACAUCUACCACUCACAUUCCUUCCCUUCUACCGGCGAACCCAACGCUCAGCAUACUGUCGCAAGAAUCAAACCAGGGAAACGACCUCCGUGUGCGGAGGAAUUAACCAUUACUGACCUUCCCUACGAUAUCUUUACCGGCAUAUUUUCGGUUCUGGAUGAACGGCACAAGGCAAUCAUGCGUUCUGUUUGCGCUAGCUGGAAUUCGGCAACCCUGGAACCAGACUGUAGGCAGGUGGCGAUAAUAACGUUUGACUGGCCUGAAGAUCGGGACAGUGAAUUUGUCGGGAUGAUGUGGUUAAGCCACUGUAUCACGAGUGCCAUCAAAUAUGCGCUAUUUGUCGAUACUGGCGUUCUGGGUACAGUACAACUUCUGGAAGACCUCAGGAUCUUCCAGCCGAUUCCAGCAACAUUGGUUUUCUCCGAUUCGCAGUUAUGGAUUCGUCGACCAUGUCCAUGGGUAGAGACAAUUGUCGAUAAAUAUAUGGCAGUUUUGAACAAAAUGCGCUCGUCAUUGUCAAAAAUAAUGGAAUCUCCACUGAGUCGGGUUAUUUUAAAAAAUUUUAAACUGUGGCACUUCCUGGUUCCCAAUUGUGUGAGUGACAUUGACGAGGAGGAUAAUCGGCCAUUUCUGGAUGUAACGCUAACCUGUUUUAUUGUGAAUGUUCAUACUGAAACUGAUUUCAUCGAAUUACUAAAGCUAGUAGCGCCACUGGACUUUAACAUCCCUGCGCACAAAGAGCGCUUACAGCGCUUACUGGAGUGGACCGGCGAGGCGAGCAGUAAACCUAUUCGCCAAAAAGAAAUUAUGACAAUCUUGAGGAAAUGGCAGUCAGCUGAUAGCCGCUUCAGACCGGACAUGGAAUGGAAAGAUGUAUUCGAAUACUUGAGCAGUAAUCUUUCCACUUUUCCCAUGAUUACCUUCCGAGCACUGUUAGUCCUGUCAAAAACCCUGACGCCAGUGCGUGAACGUAGACUUGGCGGCCAGUACGACUCGGACAGUGAUGACUAUUACGACGAGCGUAUUACCUGCGCAGAUUUAGAUUUUUAUUCUGAUUGCUGCAGCGAUUAACUUUGGGAAAGAUGCCCCUAUGGCACCGGGGUUUGUCGUGAUGCCGAUGAGUUUUUUUAUUAACUUUCAGUGCUUGCUCAGCUCAGGUAACUGUUAUCAAUACCGUAACCUUUAAAGAACAAUG
Molecule: messenger RNA, 2061 nt
Organism: Paramacrobiotus metropolitanus
Lineage: Eukaryota; Metazoa; Tardigrada; Eutardigrada; Parachela; Macrobiotidae
Exons: 3
Coding region: 765-1937 (390 amino acids)
Molecular function (GO): protein binding
Source: RefSeq, a predicted model, not a curated record